Molecule: messenger RNA, 1856 nt
Organism: Oncorhynchus keta (chum salmon)
Lineage: Eukaryota; Metazoa; Chordata; Actinopteri; Salmoniformes; Salmonidae
Product: stress-associated endoplasmic reticulum protein 2
Exons: 3
Coding region: 170-367 (65 amino acids)
Biological process (GO): endoplasmic reticulum unfolded protein response
Cellular component (GO): endoplasmic reticulum
Source: RefSeq, a predicted model, not a curated record
AAAAAAGCUCUGUAGCGGAUCGCGCGCGCCACGCUUCAUGGAAGAGCACUUCCGUCCGCGCGCACGUCAGCAGGUGCAGAGAGCAGUGGGGGUCUCGCGGCUUCAUCAUCCCUGCAUCGAAAUUACGCCGGCAUAUAACAAUUUUACAUCAAUAUAACAUUCUCAGAAAAUGGUAGCAAAACAAAGGAUCCGUAUGGCAAACGAAAAGCACAGCAAAAACAUCACGCAGAGAGGCAACGUUGCAAAGACCCUGCGACCUCAGGAAGAGAAGUACCCCGUGGGGCCGUGGCUCCUGGCUCUGUUCGUCUUCGUCGUCUGUGGAUCUGCCAUCUUUCAGAUCAUCCAGAGCAUCAGGAUGGGAAUGUGAUCCAGAGGUCCCACAGACUCUCCCCUCUCUCCCCACACCCGCUCAUCAGACCUGAGGCUGCUCGCCACACUACGUACCUCCCUAACACCUCCAGGAGGCCUGGAGGUCCGGACAGCUCUGUGUCCAUCAGGGAAGGUCUGAGAGAUGAGUGGACCACCCCCCUUCCCCCCUCGAUUUUCUCGAUCACAUGUUUACAGAGUUCCAGGCCGUGGAGAUGAGAGCUUUUCUACUGACAGUCUAAACCACAACCAAUGGCUGGCUCAAUCUCGUACAGAGUGUUUUACACCUGCUCAUAUGUGUGAGUGUGAGACUGUGAGUGAAUGUGUAUGUGUGUGCAGUCAAUGAUGUGACUGGCUGCUGUGCAAUACUGCUGUGUUUCUAUAUACACUCACUGGACAGUUUAUUAGGUACACCACCUUGUUCACAAAAAUGGAUCGCUCCUACUGACAGUGACCAUGGCUUGCUAUAUAAAGCAGGCAGACAGGAAUCUAGACAUUCAGUUACUGUUCAAUUGAACGUUAGAAUGAGCAAAACAAUUGACAUAAGCGACUUUAAGAGAGGUAUGAUCGUCGGUGCCAGGCGCGCCAGAUCCAGUAUUUCAAAUGGCCGCCCUCUUGGGCUUUUCAUACAUGACAGUGUCUAGGGUUUACCGAGAAUGGUGCGACAAACAAGAAACAUCCAGUCAGUGUUGGUGAAAACAGCUAGUUGAUGAGGGAGGUUGUAGGAGAAUGGCACGAAUCGUGCAAGCUAACAGGCCACAAACAGACAAAUAAUGGCACAGUAUAACAGUGGUGUGCAGAACGGCAUCACGGAACACACAACUCAUCGAUCCUUGUCACGGAUGGGCUAUUGCAGCAGACGACCAAACUGGGUUCCACUCCUAUCAGCUAAAAACAUUAAGAAACGUCUCCAGUGGACAUGCGAUCACCAACACUGAACAAUUGAGGAGUGGAAAAACAUUGUCUGGAACAUGACAGCGAGUUCAGUUUACUUGAUUGGCCUGCACAGUCCCCAGACCUCAAACCAAUAGAGCAUCUAUUGGAUGAGAUGGAACGGGGUUCCGACCCAGUACUAGAUGGAAGUACUUAAUAAACGGGCCGGUGAGUGUAUAUCUGUGUUGUGAGAACCUUUUUCAAAUAAAUGUGACUCAUUUGGGACAUGUCUGUUUGUCUGCUUUCAGUUCCACUUUGGCUGCUUCUAUCCCAGCGCAUGUUGUGCAGAUUCAGCUUGCUAAUAGUGUGGUUCAUUUGGGGCUUCCUGGUGUGUGUGUGUGUGUGUGUGUGUGUGUGUGUGUGUGUGUGUGUGUGUGUGUGUGUGUGUGUGUGUGUGUGUGUGUGUGUGUGUGUGUACAUGCAUAUGUGCGUGUUAUAUAACUUAGCACUAAAGAACCACGGCUUCAUGGAAUGUUAGGUGUCUUAAUGUUUAAAUUCCAGGUGCUAAACCGUCACGACUAUUUACCAGGAUUCUGUCAUGUCCUUUCUCCAACAUA